Molecule: messenger RNA, 2221 nt
Organism: Neocloeon triangulifer
Lineage: Eukaryota; Metazoa; Arthropoda; Insecta; Ephemeroptera; Baetidae
Gene: ergic53
Product: protein ERGIC-53
Exons: 9
Coding region: 30-1568 (512 amino acids)
Biological process (GO): Golgi organization; endoplasmic reticulum to Golgi vesicle-mediated transport; endoplasmic reticulum organization
Cellular component (GO): COPII-coated ER to Golgi transport vesicle; endoplasmic reticulum-Golgi intermediate compartment; endoplasmic reticulum membrane
Molecular function (GO): D-mannose binding
Source: RefSeq, a predicted model, not a curated record
UCCAACUCACAGGUGGACAAGGAUUGAAAAUGGCAGCGGAGGUGAGGUGGCUCUUGCUGGUUUCGGCGAUAAUUUUGGCGAUUGCUCGCGGAAACGACGGCUCUGCGCCUCACCGACGCUUCGAGUACAAGUACAGCUUCAAGCCGCCCUACUUGGCCCAAAAGGACGGCAGUGUGCCCUUCUGGCAGUACGGAGGAAACGCGAUCGCAAGUGAGGAGAACGUCCGUAUUACCCCUUCAUUGAGAAGUCAGAAAGGUGGAAUUUGGUCGAAGGAACGCACCAGUUUUGAUUGGUGGGAGGUUGAGGUCACCUUCAGGGUCACCGGCCGAGGCAGAGUUGGUGCCGAUGGAUUGGCCUUCUGGUACACUGAGAACCAAGGAGGACACGAUGGGCCCGUUUUUGGCAGUGCCGACCAGUGGAACGGCCUGGGCGUCAUUUUUGACUCGUUUGACAACGACAAUAAGCACAACAACCCCUACAUCAUGGCCAUCUUGAACGACGGCACCAAAGUCUUUGACCACCCAAAUGACGGAUCGACACAACUCCUGGCCGGCUGCCUCAGAGACUUCCGAAACAAGCCGUUCCCCACAAAGGCCAAAAUUGAGUACUACCAGAAUGUCCUGACAGUGCACUUCCACAGUGGAAUGACGAACAAUGAUGACGACUACGAAGUGUGCAUCAGAGCUGAAAAUGUGUUCCUGCCCAAGUAUGGCUACUACGGUUUGACGGCUGCCACUGGUGGACUUGCCGAUGACCACGACGCUCUGGCAUUCCUCACCACCAGUCUGCACCCCCCAGGAUUGGCGCCACCCACCAUUCCUCACCCUGUUGAUGCCGAGCAGGAGAAAUUGGCUCAUGAAUAUGAGGAGUACCAGAAGAAACUCGAUAAGCAGCGAGAAGAUUACCGCCGAGAGCACCCUGAGGAUCAUCAAGGGGAAGGAGAGGAAUAUGAAACGGAGCAGGAUAGAGAGCUUCGUCAAAUUUUCACCGGCCAAAGUCAAAUGUUUGCCGAGCUUCGAGACAUGGGCCGCAAGCUGAGUGAAAUUGUUGGUCGGCAGGAAAACACCAUCAGUUUGCUGUCUCAAGUCCACACAUCUGUUUCUGGAGGUGGAAUUCCAGUGAUUGGGUCUCCCCAUCAGCCAGGCCAAGUUCCACCCCAAGUUGCUGGCCAGCCUGUGAUGGCAAGACAUGAAGUUGAUGCUAUGCUGCAAGGCCAAAGGGAACUUGUAACCACCACAAGAGAACUGAAGACGUACUUAGUUGAAAUUCACCAACGCGCUGCUGCCAUUCAGCAAGCUCAAGAAAAGCAGGGCACUGCCCAUGUCGUCGGAGGUGCCUUCGACCAGCAGCAGUUGGCCAACGAGUUGAAGGACGGCCUCAACAGCGUCAAGAGGGACAUGGCUGCAGCCGCCCAAAGACUUUCAGCCCCACCGCCCCCCUGUCCAGCAGCCACAGGCUGUGUCUCGACAACGGUGUUUGUCGUUGUUGCUGCUGUUCAACUUUUCAUCCUGCUUGGGUACUCUUUGUACAGAGAUAGCAAAGAGUCGCAAGCAAAGAAGUUUUACUAAUUACUGAACUCAGUGAUCAAACAACCUGCCAACUCCCCAAAACUCAAACAUUCCUGCUUGCUGAACAAAACUUAUCAAUUUCGCUUCUGGCUGAAGAGAUGGCUCUAGCUGUGCGUCAUUCCGUGCUCCAAUUUGCUCCGAAUACUCUCUCGCAGGAGUUGUGCUUCUUGUUUUGUCAUCAACCAUAUCUUUUUGUUAGAUAUUUAAUUUGUUACGACGCCCAGUUCUUUUAUUUUUCUACUCCUUCGAUACGAUUUUCCACCUUUUUCGUUUAAAAUGUGAAUUUUUAUUUUCAAAACCGAAAUUCUGUUAGACCUUUAAACGACAGAGAGUUAGUCAUCAUUCAAUUUAAGUGAGCAUCAAUGCUUGCUGCCAGUUAUUCCCCACAAAUGAGGGACUUUCAAUUGUUUAUGGUGCAUUUCCGACAAAUGGGUAUAAUUAAAUUUGUGAAAAGAACAUUGUUACUGUGCGUGGGCGCCGAUUAAGCGUGGUGUAAACGAUGGUGUGUCUGUCCUAGCGCAAAAAGAAGUAUUAGGUGAAUGCUUGUGCGGUUGUUCGUAUGCAAUUAUGACGUGUGAUACAUGAGAUUUAAAUUAUGUAAGCAGUGAUUGAAUAAUGGGAUUUCACAAUAAAUGAGAAUGUUUUUCACUAAA